Molecule: messenger RNA, 288 nt
Organism: Coniophora puteana RWD-64-598 SS2
Lineage: Eukaryota; Fungi; Basidiomycota; Agaricomycetes; Boletales; Coniophoraceae
Exons: 1
Source: RefSeq, a predicted model, not a curated record
AUGAAUCGUCUAGGAACACUGGCUCAUAGCGACCAUGAGAUAUGGUGGACGCUUUCCCAAGAGAUAGCCCACGGUGCCGACUACGAUUCAGCCGAGCGCCGCCCUAUUUCUUCGUGUCUUUCGGGAACUCGCACUCAGGUCCUGGAUACCCUUGAAGGGUCUUUGACGCAUGUUGAUCGCAAGCUUGUCUGGCUUUUUGGGCGGGCAGGAACGGGCAAGUCGAGCAUCGCGUACUCGCUCGCGGACCAUCUUCAUAAACAGGACAAACUAGCGGCCAGCUUCUUCUUC